AUGGACCCGAGUGACUGUGCCCCCGACUCGUGGGAGCAAGACGAGGAUCUGCUGGGACCACCCGCUCUCAACGUGAACGCCAAGCCCUUCGUGCCCAAUGUGAACGCGGCCGAGUUCGUACCGUGUUUCCCCGCGUGUGUGGAGGGUGAGCCCCGCGUCCACGCCGCUAACACACCGCUAGCCGCGGCGCGGGGAGAGGCGAGCGGCGAGGCUACAGGCGGGCGAGCGGCGAGGCUACAGGCGGGCGAGAGGCGAGACUACAGGCGGGGGAGAGGCGAGGUUACAGGCGGGCGAGAGGCGAGGCUACAGGCGGGCGAGCGGCGAGGCUACAGGCGGGCGAGCGGCGAGGCUACAGGCGGGCGAGAGGCGAGGCUACAGGCGGGCGAGAGGCGAGGCUACAGGCGGGCGAGAGGCGAGGCUACAGGCGGGCGAGAGGCGAGGCUACAGGCGGGCGAGAGGCGAGGCUACAGGCGGGCGAGAGGCGAGGCUACAGGCGGGCGAGCGGCGAGGCUACAGGCGGGCGAGCGGCGAGGCUACAGGCGGGCGAGAGGCGAGACUACAGGCGGGGGAGAGGCGAGGUUACAGGCGGGCGAGAGGCGAGGCUACAGGCGGGCGAGCGGCGAGGCUACAGGCGGGCGAGCGGCGAGGCUACAGGCGGGCGAGAGGCGAGGCUACAGGCGGGGGAGAGGCGAGGCUACAGGCGGGCGAGAGGCGAGGCUACAGGCGGGCGAGAGGCGAGGCUACAGGCGGGCGAGCGGCGAGGCUACAGGCGGGCGAGCGGCGAGGCUACAGGCGGGCGAGCGGCGAGGCUACAGGCGGGGAGAGGCGAGGCUACAGGCGGGCGAGAGGCGAGGCUACAGGCGGGGGAGAGGCGAGGCUACAGGCGGGCGAGAGGCGAGGCUACAGGCGGGCGAGCGGCGAGGCUACAGGCGGGCGAGCGGCGAGGCUACAGGCGGGCGAGCGGCGAGGCUACAGGCGGGCGAGCGGCGAGGCUACAGGCGGGCGAGAGGCGAGGCUACAGGCGGGCGAGAGGCGAGGCUACAGGCGGGCGAGAGGCGAGGUUACAGGCGGGCGAGAGGCGAGGCGAGAGGCGAGGCUACAGGCGGGCGAGAGGCGAGGCUACAGGCGGGCGAGAGGCGAGGCUACAGGCGGGCGAGAGGCGAGGUUACAGGCGGGCGAGAGGCGAGGCUACAGGCGGGCGAGAGGCGAGGCUACAGGCGGGCGAGAGGCGAGGCUACAGGCGGGCGAGAGGCGAGGCUACAGGCGGGCAAGAGGCGAGGUUACAGGCGGGCGAGAGGCGAGGCGAGAGGCGAGGCUACAGGCGGGGGAGAGGCGAGGCUACAGGCGGGGGAGAGGCGAGCGGCGAGGCUACAGCCGGGGAGAAGCGAGGCUACAGGCGGGCGAGAGGCGAGGCUACAGGCGGGCGAGAGGCGAGGCUACAGGCGGGGGAGAGGCGAGGCUACAGGCGGGGGAGAGGCGAGGCUACAGGCGGGGGAGAGGCGAGCGGCGGGGCUACAGCGAGGGCGAGGUACAGCCGAGGCUAAGCGGGGCGAGAGGCGAGGCUACAGGCGGGCGAGAGGCGAGGCUACAGGCGGGGGGAGAGGCGAGGCUACAGGCGGGGGAGAGGCGAGGCUACAGGCGGGGGAGAGGCGAGGCUACAGGCGGGCGAGAGGCGAGGCUACAGGCGGGGGAGAGGCGAGAGCGAGAGGUGGGGAGAGGCGAGGCUACAGGCGGGAGAGGCGAGGCUACAGGCGGGGAGAGGCAAGGCUACAGGCGGCGAGGCUACAGGCGGGCAAGCGGCGAGGCUACAGGCGGGCGAGAGGCGAGGCUACAGGCGGGCGAGAGGCGAGGCUACAGGCGGGCGAGAGGCGAGGCUACAGGCGGGCGAGAGGCGAGGCUACAGGCGGGCGAGAGGCGAGGCUACAGGCGGGCGAGAGGCGAGGCUACAGGCGGGCGAGCGGCGAGGCUACAGGCGGGCGAGCGGCGAGGCUACAGGCGGGCGAGCGGCGAGGCUACAGGCGGGCGAGCGGCGAGGCUACAGGCGGGCGAGAGGCGAGGCUACAGGCGGGCGAGAGGCGAGGCUACAGGCGGGCGAGAGGCGAGGCUACAGGCGGGCGAGAGGCGAGGCUACAGGCGGGCGAGAGGCGAGGUUACAGGCGGGCGAGAGCGAGGCGAGAGGCGAGGCUACAGGCGGGCGAGAGGCGAGGCUACAGGCGGGCGAGAGGCGAGGCUACAGGCGGGCGAGAGGCGAGGCUACAGGCGGGCGAGAGGCGAGGCGAGAGGCGAGGCUACAGGCGGGGGAGAGGCGAGGCUACAGGCGGGGGAGAGGCGAGCGGCGAGGCUACAGCCGGGGAGAAGCGAGGCUACAGGCGGGCGAGAGGCGAGGCUACAGGCGGGCGAGAGGCGAGGCUACAGGCGGGGGAGAGGCGAGGCUACAGGCGGGCGAGAGGCGAGGCUACAGGCGGGCGAGAGGCGAGGCGAGAGGCGAGGCUACAGGCGGGGGAGAGGCGAGGCUACAGGCGGGGCUACAGGCGGCGGGGCUACAGCCGGGGAGAAGCGAGGCUACAGGCGGGCGAGAGGCGAGGCUACAGGCGGGCGAGAGGCGAGGCUACAGGCGGGGGAGAGGCGAGGCUACAGGCGGGGGAGAGGCGAGGCUACAGGCGGGGAGAGGCGAGCGGCGAGGCUACAGCCGGGGAGAAGCGAGGCUACAGGCGGGCGAGAGGCGAGGCUACAGGCGGGCGAGAGGCGAGGCUACAGGCGGGGGGAGAGGCGAGGCUACAGGCGGGGGAGAGGCGAGGCUACAGGCGGGGGAGAGGCGAGGCUACAGGCGGGGGAGAGGCGAGGCUACAGGCGGGAGAGGCGAGGCUACAGGCGGGGAGAGGCAAGGCUACAGGCGGCGAGGCUACAGGCGGGCAAGCGGCGAGGCUACAGGCGGGCGAGAGGCGAGGCUACAGGCGGGCGAGAGGCGAGGCUACAGGCGGGCGAGAGGCGAGGCUACAGGCGGGCGAGAGGCGAGGCUACAGGCGGGCGAGAGGCGAGGCUACAGGCGGGCGAGAGGCGAGGCUACAGGCGGGCGAGAGGCGAGGCUACAGGCGGGCGAGAGGCGAGGCUACAGGCGGGCGAGAGGCGAGGCUACAGGCGGGCGAGCGGCGAGGCUACAGGCGGGCGAGCGGCGAGGCUACAGGCGGGCGAGCGGCGAGGCUACAGGCGGGCGAGAGGCGAGGCUACAGGCGGGCGAGAGGCGAGGCUACAGGCGGGCGAGAGGCGAGGCUACAGGCGGGCGAGAGGCGAGGCUACAGGCGGGCGAGAGGCGAGGCUACAGGCGGGCGAGAGGCGAGGCGAGAGGCGAGGCUACAGGCGGGCGAGAGGCGAGGCUACAGGCGGGCGAGAGGCGAGGCUACAGGCGGGCGAGAGGCGAGGCUACAGGCGGGCGAGAGGCGAGGCGAGAGGCGAGGCUACAGGCGGGGGAGAGGCGAGGCUACAGGCGGGGGAGAGGCGAGCGGCGAGGCUACAGCCGGGGAGAAGCGAGGCUACAGGCGGGGAGAUGCGAGGCUACAGGCGGGCGAGAUGCGAGGCUACAGGCGGGGAGAGGCGAGGCUACAGGCGGGGAGAGGCGAGGCUACAGGCGGGGGAGAGGCGAGGCUACAGGCGGGGGAGAGGCGAGGCUACAGGCGGGGAGAGGCGAGCGGCGAGGCUACAGCCGGGAAGAAGCGAGGCUACAGGCGGGCGAGAGGCGAGGCUACAGGCGGGCGAGAGGCGAGGCUACAGGCGGGGGAGAGGCGAGGCUACAGGCGGGGGAGAGGCGAGGCUACAGGCGGGGGAGAGGCGAGGCUACAGGCGGGGGAGAGGCGAGGCUACAGGCGGGAGAGGCGAGGCUACAGGCGGGGAGAGGCAAGGCUACAGGCGGCGAGGCUACAGGCGGGCAAGCGGCGAGGCUACAGGCGGGCGAGAGGCGAGGCUACAGGCGGGCGAGAGGCGAGGCUACAGGCGGGCGAGAGGCGAGGCUACAGGCGGGCGAGAGGCGAGGCUACAGGCGGGCGAGAGGCGAGGCUACAGGCGGGCGAGAGGCGAGGCUACAGGCGGGCGAGAGGCGAGGCUACAGGCGGGGGAGAGGCGAGGCUACAGGCGGGCGAGAGGCGAGUGACCGUGGAGGCUCUCUCUAACGUGGAGCUGUCAGACUGCACUGCUCCAGUGCAGAAUGGGGACUUGGACAUCGGCACAGAACAGUCCUGGGACCAGAAGGACGAGGAGGAGACUGAGGAGACGGGGCAGAGGAGCAGGGACCAGAGCCCAGAGCAGGAGGCCUCAGAGGAGGUCUCAGAGGAGGCCUCAGAAGAGGUCUCAGAGGUUGGGGAUGAAGAGGAAGAAGUGGUCACGCCUAAACCACAGCCCCUGCCUCAGCCCGACGCCCCCAAGAAGGAGCACAUCAACGUGGUGUUCAUAGGGCACGUAGACGCUGGCAAGUCCACCAUCGGAGGACAGAUCAUGUACCUCACAGGGAUGGUGGAAAAGCGGACACUGGAAAAGUACGAGAGGGAGGCCAAGGAGAAGAAUCGGGAGACCUGGUACUUGUCCUGGGCCCUGGACACCAACCAGGAAGAGCGAGACAAAGGGAAGACCGUGGAGGUGGGCAGGGCCUACUUCGAGACGGACAAGAAGCACUUCACCAUUCUGGACGCACCAGGACACAAGAGCUUUGUUCCCAACAUGAUCGGGGGAGCAUCACAGGCCGACCUGGCAGUUCUGGUGAUCUCUGCCAGGAAAGGAGAGUUUGAGACGGGCUUUGAGAAGGCAGGGCAGACUCGGGAACACGCCAUGUUGGCUAAGACUGCGGGGGUCAAGCACCUCAUCGUCCUGGUCAACAAGAUGGACGACCCCACGGUCAACUGGAGCCUGGAGAGGUACGAGGAGUGCAAAGAGAAGCUCCUCCCCUUCCUGAAGAAGGUGGGCUUCAACCCCAAGAAAGACAUCCACUUCAUGCCCUGCUCCGGCCUGACAGGCGCCAACCUCAAGGACGCCACGGUCCACUGCCCCUGGUACACAGGCCUUCCUUUCAUUCCACACUUGGACAAUUUGCCAAACUUACACCGACCCAGAGACGGCCCGGUCCGACUGCCCAUUGUGGACAAGUACAAGGACAUGGGCACAGUGGUGCUGGGGAAGCUGGAGUCUGGAUCCAUCCUUAAAGCGCAACAGCUGGUCAUGAUGCCCAACAGGCACACGGUGGAGGUCCUGGGCCUGCUCUCUGACGAUGUGGAGACCGAGGAGGUGGGACCAGGGGAGAACCUGAAGAUCCGUCUUAAAGGCAUCGAGGAAGAGGAGAUCCUGCCCGGCUUCAUCCUCUGCAGCCCAGACAACCUCUGCCACUCAGGGAAGGUGUUUGACGCUCAGGUGAGACCCCUGUCUCCUGUGUCUCCACUCUGUGUCCUCUGUCUCCUGUGUCUCCACUCUGUGUCCUCUGUCUCCUGUGUCUCCACUCUGUGUCCUCUGUCUCCUGUGUCUCCACUCUGUGUCCUCUGUCUCCUGUGUCUCCACUCUGUGUCCUCUGUCUCCUGUGUCUCCACUCUGUGUCCUCUGUCUCCUGUGUCUCCACUCUGUGUCCUCUGUCUCCUGUGUCUCCACUCUGUGUCCUCUGUCUCCUGUGUCUCCACUCUGUGUCCUCUGUCUCCUGUGUCUCCACUCUGUGUCCUCUGUCUCCUGUGUCUCCACUCUGUGUCCUCUGUCUCCUGUGUCUCCACUCUGUGUCCUCUGUCUCCUGUGUCUCCACUCUGUGUCCUCUGUCUCCUGUGUCUCCACUCUGUGUCCUCUGUCUCCUGUGUCUCCACUUUGUCCUCUCUCUGUCCUCUGUCUCCUGUGUCUCCACUCUGUGUCUCCACUUUGUCCUCUCUCUGUCCUCUCUGA
This is a messenger RNA of Knipowitschia caucasica, 5901 nucleotides long. The record is from the annotation of a GenBank genome assembly. Lineage: Eukaryota; Metazoa; Chordata; Actinopteri; Gobiiformes; Gobiidae.